Messenger RNA from Plutella xylostella (diamondback moth), 1161 nucleotides. RefSeq names its product phenoloxidase-activating factor 2. Gene Ontology annotation, molecular function: serine-type endopeptidase activity. The record is from RefSeq and is a predicted model, not a curated record. NCBI's taxonomy places the organism in Eukaryota, Metazoa, Arthropoda, Insecta, Lepidoptera, Plutellidae. Gene Ontology annotation, biological process: proteolysis.
AAGCAGUGUCGUGCCGCGCCACGGAGGUUAAUGUUGUGCCUUGAUUUUUUUAUGUAGUGGCUGAAGAAUAAUCUAAUUAAAUAUUAAAUUUAUAAUUAAUCAUUUGAUAGUAAAGUGCCUGCAUAGAGUGCAUAGUGGUAUUAGUUGCAGUGAAUCAUGUAUAAAUUAAGUUUAGGUUUUUCAGUGCUCCUCACCAGUGCAAUUCUAGUCACAGUGGAAGCGGCUUCACUCACUAAUGAUGUGAAACCUGAUGUUGCAGUCAGAAGUAAUCCAGGUAUAAAAGAGCCGCCAGUGGUAGCCUCAGGGCCCAAUCUGUGCGGCUACAGCAACCUCGGGGAUCUGGACUCCAUCCGGGACCGGGUGCAGGAGAAGGAGCAUGCCGACUUCCUGGAGUAUCCCUGGAUGAUCGCGCUGUUAAGGAGGUCACUAAACAGCUCAGCCUGGUCUCACGCCGGCUACCUCGGCGGAGGCACGCUCAUCCACCCUCGCGUGGUGCUGACUGCCGCACACAAGGUCCAUGGACUGAAGGCUGAAGACAUGAAAUGUCGCGCCGGCGAGUGGGACACGCUGAACACGGAUGAGAUUUACGGACAUCAGGAGCAGAAUGUAGCCAAGAUCGUGAGGCACCCGGACUUUUACUAUGACUCGAUCCUCAACAGCGUGGCUCUCUUGUUCCUGGUGGCUCCGUUCCGCCAGGCGCCCAACGUGGGGCUCGCGUGUCUGGGGCCCCAGCUGCCGCCCGCCGGCACUGUAUGCUACAGCAGCGGUUGGGGUAAACAGAAGCUGGGGGCCAAAGACAGUGAGAUCGGUGGAAUGCUGAAGAAAGUAGAACUCCCUCUCCUAAGCCGCUCCGAGUGCCAGGCGCGCCUGCGCAAGACGCGUCUGUCCAACUACUUCACUCUGCACGAGUCACUGAUGUGCGCGGGGGGACAGGAGGGGAAGGACACGUGCGCGGGGGACGGGGGGUCGCCGCUCGUGUGUAAUAUCGGGGACCCGUCACACCAGCGCUUCGCCCUCUACGGCAUGGUGGCCUAUGGCAUCGGAUGCGGAGAAGACGGCGUCCCUGGUGUCUAUGUGGACGCACCACACUUCCAUUCCUGGGUUCAGGAGAAGAUGAGGGAAGAGGGGCUGAGCACCGAGUCGUUUAUGUUUAAUGAAUAA